AUGUAUGGGGUGGUGGAUGGCAUCUACGUGAAAAGACAAUGUUAUAACCUUUUUGUUUGUUUAUUAAAUUUUUUAAUUAUUUAUAAUAUUUUCCCCCACUCCCUUUAUUAUUAUUAUUAUUAUUAUUAUUAUUAUAAUGUUAUUCCACAUCUGCUGACUUGUUCUUAUCUCAUUACAUUUGCUAUACUUAAAACCCAUCAUCGGCUAUUCUUUAUUACAUUGUCCAACUAUCUGUUUAUCUAUCCACGUUUCUUACUUCUUUUUCUUUUUCUUUUUCGUUCUCUUUUUCUUUUUCCUCUUCUUCUUCUUCUUCUUCUUCAAUCACCCCCUUUUUGGUUCUUUUAUUUAAUUUAUUUCCCUCCUCAUUGCAUCAACACUUUUCCAAAAUUACUUCAAUAG
This is a messenger RNA of Saccharomycodes ludwigii, 399 nucleotides long. RefSeq lists its product as uncharacterized. The coding region runs from base 1 to 399 and encodes 132 amino acids. Lineage: Eukaryota; Fungi; Ascomycota; Saccharomycetes; Saccharomycodales; Saccharomycodaceae. The transcript has a single exon. The record is from RefSeq and is a predicted model, not a curated record.